AUGCUCCAAGCUGACUGCCUCCAUGAAAGGCAGACCGGGGAUGCCAGGCACUUAGACAAGGGGCUGGUUGUUCGGUUGCGCUUGUAUGUUAUGAAAACUACAUCUCGCGUUGAUAAAUAUGCUUCAGAACGCCCAGAUGGUUAUAAUCUGGAGAAUGCCAAAAGGACAAUCUACAGUCAUCUAAAAGGUUAUCUUGACAGAACGUCCCUUGACAUGAUAGAACGUGAAGCAAGAGGAGACGGUGUGAAAGCUUUGGAAGUGCUACGAAAGUAUUACAUGAGAGAAACAAACCACAGGUUAUAUGCAUUAUGGGGGUCAUUUAUAAACAAAAGACUGGAAGAUGGCAGUGUUACAGAGUAUCUGUCGUCCAUAGAAGAGAUAGUAGCAGCACUAAGAGAAUCAGGUGAGAGUGUUAGUGAUCGUCUCUUGGUGACAAGUACACUGAAAGGACUUCCACCUAAGUACAAGAAUUUUGUAGAAGUGGCUUAUCAACGUGACCCUCCAUAUGAUUACAUUGGAUUAAAGACAGCUUUAUUAAGUCAUGAAGAUAGCCUCAGAGAAAAUUCUGAUACAGAAAGAGUAAUGGUUGCCCAUGGCAAAAGCACAGUUAAACAGAAGAGAUGCUUUAAGUGUGGUGAACCAGGCCAUUUUGCAUUUAAAUGCUAUAAAGGUGGUGAGUUUAAAAGAGUAAACAAACCUCAGAAUAAUAAGAAAUGGUGUGAACUUCAUCAGUCACGAACUCACAAUACUAGUGAAUGCAGAGCGAAGAACCUCAGGAAGAGUAAUAACUCAGUAAAUUCUGCAAAUGACACAAGCGAAGAACAAAACUAUGAAUACUCUUUCCAUGUAACACACUCAUCAAGGUUACGACCUGUUGAAGGGACCUCAGAGUUGUGUGACAUUGGAAAACAGAAUAUAUCAAGCUUAGAAGCAGAAGAAAAUUUACUCAUGAUUGACAGUGGUUGCACUUCACACAUAGAGAUAAAUGAACCAAAAUUUGUGAGAUUUCAAGAGUCUUUUGAUCCACAAAACCAUUACAUAGAGCUGGCAGAUGGCCAAAGGCAGCAAGGAACUGUACAAGGAGUUGGUGAUGUCAAGGACUUUAUCCAAGAUCGAGAAGGCAACUCAAGAAGUAUUGUGUUAAAAGAUGCACUAUACAUACCAGGAUUUAAACAAGACAUCAUGUCAGUAUGGAAAGCCAUUAAGAGUGGACACAGCAUUACUUUUUCACCUAAUGGCAGCUCACUAACUACCAAGGAUGGCAGGAUAUUCGACAUUAUAGAGAAAAACAAAUUGUUCUACUUAGUAGAGAGGAAUGGCAUAAAAUCUAGGGCAGAUGUGCAAAAACUUGAAGCAACUGUUGAUGGGAUGCACAUAUUGAGUAAAGAGAAGUUUAGCUGUACCACAUGUGUUCUUGGUAAGAUGACACAAAAUAAGGGUGAUAUAGUACAUGUAAUGAAGAGGUAUCUUGCAGAAACAGGACCAUAUGGCAAUAUAAAAAGACUAAGAUGUGACCAUGGAACAGAAUUUACAAAUCAGGAAUUUAGAAUACUCCUUAUAGAGAAUAAGAUUAAACAAGAAUUUUCUGCACCCUACUCUCCACAUCAAAAUGGAACAGUUGAGAGAUCACGCAAAUCAGUUUUUGACAUGGCUUGA
Molecule: messenger RNA, 1656 nt
Organism: Penaeus monodon (black tiger shrimp)
Lineage: Eukaryota; Metazoa; Arthropoda; Malacostraca; Decapoda; Penaeidae
Exons: 4
Coding region: 1-1656 (551 amino acids)
Biological process (GO): DNA integration
Molecular function (GO): nucleic acid binding; zinc ion binding
Source: RefSeq, a predicted model, not a curated record